AUGAGUGCAACGUCACCUGCCUCCGCCUCUGCUGGACCACCGUCUUGGCCACUGCCUGCACCUGAACCAAUCCCACCGCAAGUAUACGCCUGGCUCUGUGCUUCGGGUGUCAUUAAAUCGUGUCUUUCAAACAGCGCGGGAUAUCUCAGCAGAAAGGCUCUUCCGAUCAAGCGUAACGAUGCGGAGGCUCUGACGCGAGAGGAUGUCCAAUAUGAUCUACUCCGGUACAUCUUCGAAGACGAACAGGCUGUUUUUCACCACCCCACCCCUGGCAAGAAGUGUUGCUUCCGCGAACUGUAUAUCCAUGCCAUAUACAACUCGAGCAAAUGCUCCAAGGUCCUCAAGGACAAGAUGGUUGAAACACCUGCCUUUGCUAUUGAAUUAGCUAAGAUUUCGCUGCUGACGAAUGUGGGCAGAAUUAACACCACUAUGGCCUGUGAGCUCUAUAUCGUCCUCUCCGCGCACCCGCCCGCUGACAGAAGCGCAUUCAGUUUUCCCCGAAAUAUAGUGAAGACCGCGUUGAGAACAUAUCAUCCAGUUCCCUGUCUCCAAAAGACCGACGGAAAUGCGCAGGAUGCCCCACGAAUAAAGAACUGUCUAAAGGCUGCACUUUUACCCUCUGAAUUCAAAUCUGUGCCACCAUCGACCCCGGAAGAUAUUCUUGCGAAAUGGAAAGCAGGCUUGCGCCCUCCAACCAGUGUGGUCAACCUUAUCUUCGUUCUAUCCAAUCAUGCAGCGCCCUUGGCGGCCGUGCACUUCGAAGGGCUGAUGAACUUCCUCGAUCUCUUCCUGCCCAAGCCGCAAUCAUCGCUGGAUCGAGCCAGAGCGUUUCUUUGGCUCAUGUACUACUACCUAGAAGGCCCCCACAAGAAUCCUUACGAAGACGACUACGCGCGUAGAUAUCAUGGGAGAGCGCCUCUCAUUCGCAACCUUCUUCCCGCAGAUGCAGCCCGAGAGAACGUUGAUACCGACGAAGAAAGGGAAUGGGGCAUCACCAUGUCAAGCGCUCGAAACACGUUUCUGACCAAGCUCAUAAUGGCGUCCGAGAGUGACAAGAAGAACAAGCCGGUGGCAGCGCCCCAAUUCGUUCCAUCCAUGCCAGAUGACCGCUUUGCUCCGCGUCGACCAAAGUCGUUUAUCGCGGAGAUGCCGAAGGAGCCGUCGACAUCGUUCAUGUACUAUGUGCCCCAGUCCGGCGCCGCUGUGGCCCACCCGCAAUCUCUGAUGCCUGCACCGGUUGGCCCAAUUGCAUCUCCAGCUGGGGAGCGCUCCAUGAUAGAUCAUGCGUGGAAAUCGAUCAUGACCUACGAUCCACUGCGAGACUCUGACGAUGAAAGUCCUGAUGAGUACGCCCAGAUCGAAUACUCUCGACGAUACCAAGUUCUCGCACGUCUGCGCGGUCAUCCACCGAAUCCCGAGCGGCCAGUCGACGACGAGCGGAUUUCAUUAGGCCGUUUCCAGCAAGUUCAGUCCUGGGACUGAUACGUAUUUGUGUGUACGACGGGCACAGCCCACAAGAUAUGGUGUUUCUGGGGAUAAUCGAAAGGCUCAGCCUGGGAUUGAGUAAACGAGUGUGAGGGUUAUGCUUAUCAUACAUACACCAUUGUUCGAAAUUUGACUUUGAUUUGAAUCUUGGGAUCCUGGGGACUUGUGGCUGGGCGGCUUCUAGAAGCCACCAGGCAUGCAAAGCACGGGAUGCUCGAAGCCAGUCCGCGCGCGCGGGCUC
This is a messenger RNA of Mycena citricolor, 1726 nucleotides long. The record is from the annotation of a GenBank genome assembly. NCBI's taxonomy places the organism in Eukaryota, Fungi, Basidiomycota, Agaricomycetes, Agaricales, Mycenaceae.